Molecule: messenger RNA, 222 nt
Organism: Bipolaris victoriae FI3
Lineage: Eukaryota; Fungi; Ascomycota; Dothideomycetes; Pleosporales; Pleosporaceae
Exons: 1
Source: RefSeq, a predicted model, not a curated record
GGGUGCUGGGAGUGGGCUUGGAGUUCUCAGAGACGAAAGAGAAGCUGGGGAGAGAAGCGGUGGCGCUGCUGGGGACGGGAGCGGGGCCAGUGCCAACGGGGAUGUAAGGCAUGGUGCCGUUUCCGUAGGGAGCGGUGGGGUGAGGGGGCAUGCCAGAGGUCUUGUCGGCGGGGACAAGAGGAGUGCUGGCAGGGUAGCUGGGCUCGUUGGAGUCGGGGGUAG